Molecule: messenger RNA, 737 nt
Organism: Polypterus senegalus (gray bichir)
Lineage: Eukaryota; Metazoa; Chordata; Cladistia; Polypteriformes; Polypteridae
Gene: sec22bb
Product: SEC22 homolog B, vesicle trafficking protein b
Exons: 4
Coding region: 80-724 (214 amino acids)
Biological process (GO): endoplasmic reticulum to Golgi vesicle-mediated transport; vesicle fusion with Golgi apparatus; retrograde vesicle-mediated transport, Golgi to endoplasmic reticulum
Cellular component (GO): endoplasmic reticulum membrane; SNARE complex; Golgi membrane
Molecular function (GO): SNAP receptor activity
Source: RefSeq, a predicted model, not a curated record
CGGCCGUCAUCGACGACCCGCUUGCUUUCCGUUACUCGGCUGUUCUCCGGUACGCUGUGUGUCACUGUGCUCCAUCACCAUGGUUUUGCUGACAAUGAUCGCUAGGAUUGCGGACGGACUGCCGCUUGCCGCUUCCAUGCAGGAGGACGAACAGUCCGGCCGCGACCUCCAACAGUACCAAAACCAGGCCAAGCAGCUCUUCCGUAAGCUCAACGAGCACUCGCCCACCCGGUGCACGCUGGAGGCCGGGCCCGUCACCUUCCACUACGCCAUCGAGAAAGGGGUCUGCUACCUGGUGCUCUGCGAGGCGAGCUUCGCCAAGAAACUGGCAUUCGCCUACCUCGAGGACCUGCAGGCCGAGUUCGACGAGCAGCACGGGAAGAAGGUGUCCACGGUGUCCCGGCCGUACUCCUUCAUCGAGUUCGACACGUACAUCCAGAAGACCAAGAAGUCGUACAUUGACAGCCGUGCCCGGCGCAACCUGGGGAGCAUCAACAGCGAUCUGCAGGACGUGCAGAGGAUUAUGGUGGCCAACAUCGAGGAGGUCCUGCAGCGAGGAGAGGCGCUCUCAGGUGACUGGCGUCUUGAUGUAAUGAAACAACAGGGCGGCGGCUUUACGUUUUACCGAGGGGUUCCCCUCCGCGCUGAUUUUGUUUCUAGCGGUGCCCGGUGCCACCCUUCACACGGCACCUGGCCUCACGUGCUUCGUGGUCCUGGCAAGUGAAGGUCCUUUUAGA